Molecule: messenger RNA, 3141 nt
Organism: Coregonus sp. 'balchen'
Lineage: Eukaryota; Metazoa; Chordata; Actinopteri; Salmoniformes; Salmonidae
Source: the annotation of a GenBank genome assembly
GUUUGAUAGAGAUUUCUGGAACUUACAUAAAGACGGCAGCUUACUCUGACUACACUUAACUAAACGUUGCAUUCCGAAUUUGUUGUUGUAUUUUAGUUUCUGAUAAACCGAGAGGCAACAUUACGAGUUAAGGAUGUAUACGGCCGGACUCAACCCGUUUUACGCAUCAAAUUUUAGUCUUUGGUCUGCUUAUUGCGCGGGUGGUUUCGCUAUGGAUACAAUGAAGAAGCCCUCCUUUUGCAUUGCUGACAUUUUGCAGGUCGGGGAUGCUGAGAACAUCCCGGGAUCCUCGGCCCUCAUGGCUCAUAUGGGACACCGUUCUCAGGUUCACGCCUCUGGAUCGCCAUUGCGUCCUUCACCGGUGGGGCCAGAGCAGUCGAUCUACGGUGGGAGAGUGAACCCCGGGUCUCCAUAUCACAGACACGGAAUACACUUAACUUCGAUAUCUAGAACGAGUCUCAGCUCCCAACAAGCUCCCCCACCUUCAAGCAAGGACCUCAAGUUCGGAAUCGAUCGGAUAUUGUCAACAGACUUCGACCCCAAAACAAAAGACAUAUCGUCUUUAAGAGGUAUGCUCAAGGUUCUCUAACUGCCAAAGAAAGCAUUCAAGAAUGCCAUUAUGUUUUAAAGGCACUUUUUUGUAAGAUGGCUAUAUUGACUUAAGUAUACAUUUAUAAAGUACUGACCUUGAAGACACCAAAACCACUGUGGCAACACGUACUUUAUCCUUCAAGCACUCAUAGAAAAUCUCAAUAUGAAUAUACAAGCUUCCACAGCUGCCACAUUAUAAAACUAGGAACUCUUUAGCUUCAGACAAAAUUCAGAGUCGCACACAAAAGUUCAUUUUUAGCUGAAAAGUUUCAGCGUUGAAUACUCGUGUAUACGUUGCGGUAAUUUCUUACUUAUCUCUCGCCCUGUGACAGAUCUCACGUCCAUUGUUAGCUCGAACCGUCAGUCAGGGAUCCAGCCAGCGAGCCAGUACUUCGCAUCCAUAGACCCGGGGAUGAGCGACGCUUCCUCCAUGAUGAGCUCACUAAACAGCGCCAGGCAAUCAGGGCAGCAUCAGUUUCAGGACACCUUUCCAGGUAGUGUAGCCGUCCGCAUAUUUCAAAUGGCCUUUUACGCACACAGCGCAUUUAAGGAUUCGAACAAUAUUUUUUUACAUAGCCUUUCAUAUUCAGACUUUGCUUUUAAACCUUAGGCCUAUCUUCUGUUGUUGUUGUAUUUCUGAUUAAUAUAAUUUGGGAUUUUGAUGGCUUGACCACUUUUCUAGGAUAGCCCCUUAUAAUUUACUAAAUAUCGUUACACUUUGAAAUUUGAACGAAUAAAUAACAUUGCUCGACCUUUAUGUCCCUUUGUUUAUACAGGUCCAUAUGCUGUCCUUACUAAAGACACGAUGCCACAGACGUACAAAAGGAAGAGGUCCUGGUCGCGCGCCGUCUUCUCCAACCUGCAAAGAAAAGGGCUUGAGAAACGAUUCGAAAUACAGAAAUACGUCACCAAACCCGACAGAAAACAACUGGCUGCAAUGCUUGGCCUAACAGACGCACAGGUAAGAUACGUGCACGUUACUGUAGCCUAUAAGCCUCAAUUGGGCUAUUUUAUGGACAAGCAGGCCAAUUCAAUCAACCAUGUUUAAGCAUAGACCAUGCAAAUCUGGAGUUCUUUUAUAGAAUCGUUGAUUCUUGAGAUGGAAAGACAUAAUAGUGUAAAACAAUCAAACUUGGCCUUGUGUUGCUACGACAGGAAGCCUCCACUCAGAGGACACACCCGGUAAUAUAGCCCAGUAGGCAACUGCACAAUUGCGCAAUGGAGAACUUCUAAGCAAAUGAAAGUCGAUUACAACGAAUUAUUGUGUGUGAGUCUCGAAUACCGAUGAAGUAUGCCCUCUGAAGUUAUUGUCUUUUCGUUUUAGAUGGGAAUAGAUUUCCUCUGUUUAUUAUGAGCAUAGGGGCGGAUUUGCGUCACCAUGCAAUUUGCAGGUCGAGAUAAAGUUGCACAAAUAUUUUAAAAAGGAAGUUGCAACAGUCAUUAUAAAGUUAUUGCAAACGGAUAAAGGUCAUUGUCUUACCUAACCACAUUGGGGUUAAGCAAUACAAAUAUAAUAUAUAGCUGAUGUUUAAUUAUUAUUUGUAUUGUUCUUGUAGGCUAGGACCACCUUUACGCUAAGUAUGCCCAUCAUUUUUUUUUUUUUAUUCUACUUUGACUUCAUUGUAGCCUACCUAGGCUACUAUAAAGUUAUUCGUUCAGAAAUGUAGACUAUGAUUUCCUUAUCAAGAAGAUCUUGUUGUGUUGUGUAGAGGCUGGCCUUGAUGCUCUUCAUUAUGUCUCUCUAUGGGUCAUAUUUCUAUGAAGCAUAUUUCAUUGUCAACAUGUUGGCGAGUAACAGGCUCAGGCCGACGACGUCUAAACAAGCUCGUGCACUUUCUCCGCAGGUCAAAGUGUGGUUCCAGAACAGGCGCAUGAAGUGGAGGCAUUCGAAAGAAGCCCAGGCACAGAAGGAUAAGGAGAAGGAGACACCGGACAAGUCACUGACAGAGGCCGAACCCAAGGAGCCGGAAGAGUCCGAGUGUGAGAGCGAAGCAAGCGAGUCCGAUUUCGAGGACGGACAGGAGGACAAGAGUGACAUGGACAUUUCUGAGCACAACAAGACUAGUGUGAUAAUGACCGGGGCCAUCCCUGUGAGUACCGAGGAGGCGAACUCAGUCGGUGCCCUUACAGAAACUGUGCCAUCAUCGCAAAUGUUGAUAUGAGUGCACAGUCAAAUGUUAUUUUUUAAAAUGUAAAAUUUAUAAUUUAAUAUAAAUAUUAUUUUGAUAAAUGGAUAUACAGAGCGGAGUUGUCCUAAAGUGGAGGGCCAGUAGGAGACUGUACAGCGUGUAUGGGAUAUUAUGACUCCCUCCAUCUUUCAGCUCUGUCAGUCAGUAUUAGGCGAUGUGCAUGACUUUUUCCUCAACUGAAGGAAAUAUUGUGUUGUGAAUUUUAAUCUGAACCACUUAUUACGCGUCCUGAAAUCCCAAAACAUGACACAAUGUUACAUGUAAUUUACUGUGGAAGCGUUGAUAAAUAUUGUUGUAUUAUAUGUUUGUCAAUAAUUAUUUGCACUGAAAAUAUUGUAAAUAAAAAGUUUCUUACUUUUGA